GGGGUGGGGUGUGUUUUGGGGGAGCCAGAGCACCCCUCACUCGCGGCGAGGCACAGAAUGACAGCUGAGCAGAGGCAGAAUCUGCAAGCUUUCGGAGACUAUGUCAGGAAGAUUCUGGACCCCACCUACAUCCUCAGCUACAUGAAUCCCUGGCUCCGGGAUGAUGAGAUGCAGUGCAUUCAGGCUGAGAAGAGCAACAAGGGCCCAAUGGAAGCUGCCUCACUGUUCCUCCAGUACCUGCUGCAGCUGCAGACAGAAGGCUGGUUCCAGGGCUUUCUGGAUGCCCUGUACCACGCAGGUUACUGUGGACUUUAUGAGGCCAUCAAAACUUGGGAUUUUCAAAAAAUUGAAAAGUUGGAGGAACACAGAUUACUUUUAAGACGGUUACAGCCAGAAUUUAAGGCCCGAAUUAACCCAACAGAUAUCCUUCCUGAAAUAUCUGAAUGUUUAAUUAAUCAGGAAUGUGAAGAAAUCAGACAGAUCUGCUUCACUAAAGGCAUGAUGGCAGGCGCGGAGAAGAUGGUCGAAUGCCUUCUCAGGUCUGACAAGGAGAACUGGCCCAAGGCUUUGAGGCUUGCUUUGGAGAAAGAAGACAACAGGUUCAGUGAACUGUGGAUUGUUGAUAAAGGUUUCAAAAGGGUUGAAAGUAAGGCUGUUGAAGACGAUGGAACAGAGAUGUCCAGCAUACAGAUUUUCAUCCAGGAAGAGCCAGAAAGUCAGGAUCUCAGUCAGAAUCCCUGUCCUCCUUCAGAAGCCUCUUCUCAUUAUUUGCACGGCCCAUUGAAGCCAAGAAACUACCAACUGGAGCUCGCCCUGCCUGCUGAGAAAGGGAAAAACACAAUAAUUUGUGCUCCUACUGGUUGUGGGAAAACUUUUGUCUCGCUUCUGAUAUGUGAACAUCAUCUUAAAAAGUUCCCACCUGGACAAAGGGGGAAAGUGGUCUUUUUUGCUAACCAAAUUCCUGUGUACGAACAGCAGGCGACUGUGUUCUCACGAUAUUUUGAAAGACUUGGGUACAGCAUUGCGGGCAUUUCUGGGUCAACAACUGAAAAUGUCUCAAUGGAGCUCAUUAUUGAAAACAAUGACAUCAUCAUCCUGACGCCCCAGAUCCUUGUGAACAAUCUCAACGACGGGACCAUCUCCUCGCUGUCUGUCUUCACUCUGAUGAUAUUUGAUGAGUGUCACAACACCAGCAAACAGCACCCGUACAACCAGAUAAUGUUCAGAUACCUAGAUCAGAAAUUUGGAGGGUCGUCAGACCCAUUGCCUCAGGUCAUUGGGCUGACUGCCUCCGUGGGUGUGGGAGACGCCAAGACCGUAGACGAAGCCGUGUUACAUAUCUGCAAACUCUGCGCUGCCCUUGAUGCGUCAGUCAUCUCCACAGUCAGAGACAACGUGGAAGAACUGGAACAGGUUGUUUAUAAGCCCCAGAAAAUUUCCAGGAAAGUGGAGUCACGGACUACGAACACAUUUAAAUCCAUCAUAUCUCAGCUGAUGAAGGAGACAGAAAAGCUGGCAAAGAAUGUUUCUCAGGAGCUUGGGAGGUUUUUUCAAAUUCAAAAUAGAGAGUUUGGCACCCAGAAGUAUGAACAGUGGAUUGUCGCAGUCCACAAAGCGUGCACGGUGUUUCAGAUGAGUGACAAAGAAGAGGAGAGUAGGAUCUGCACGGCGCUCUUUCUGUACACAUCACAUUUGCGGAAAUACAACGAUGCUCUCAUCAUCAGUGAGGAUGCACAGAUGAAAGAUGCCCUAAAUUACCUCAAAGCCUUCUUCCGCGAUGUCCGAGAAGCAGCAUUUGAUGAGACUGAGCAAGAGCUCACGCAGAGGUUUGAAGAAAAGCUGGAAGAAUUAGAGAUGGUUUCCACGGAUCCUAGCAAUGAGAACCCGAAACUCAGAGACCUCUACUUGAUUUUACAAGAGGAGUACCACUUAAAGCCGGACACCAAGACCAUCCUCUUCGUGAAAACCAGAGCACUUGUGGAUGCUUUAAAGAAAUGGAUUGAAGAAAAUCCUGCACUUAGCUUUCUAAAGCCUGGCAUAUUGACUGGACGUGGCAAAACAAACCAGGGAACGGGCAUGACACUGCCAGCGCAGAAACAUGCCCUGGAGGCAUUCAGAGCCAACGCAGAUAACAACAUCCUGAUUGCUACCUCGGUUGCCGAUGAAGGCAUUGAUAUUGCUCAGUGCAAUCUUGUCGUCCUGUACGAGUAUGUGGGCAACGUCAUCAAAAUGAUCCAAACCAGAGGCAGAGGAAGAGCAAGAGAUAGCAAGUGCUUCCUCCUGACCAGCAACGCCGAUGUGAUUGAAAAAGAAAAGGUGAACAUGUUCAAGGAAAAAAUAAUGAAUGAAUCCAUUUUAAGACUUCAGACAUGGGAUGAAAUGACAUUUGAAAAAACAGUUCGCCACAUACAGUUGGAUGAAAAAUUCCUCCGAGAUAGUCAGCGCAAACCACAACCUGUCCCUGAUACAGAAAACAAGAAACUGCUGUGUGGGAAAUGCAAGGCUUUCGUGUGCUGCACAGCUGACAUCCGAAUGGUGGAGAAAUCGCACUACACUGUGCUUGGAAAUGCCUUUAAGGAGCACUUUGUGUGCAAGCCACACCCCAAACCGACGACCUAUGAUUGUUUUGAGAAGAAAGCGAAAAUAUUCUGUGCGAGACAGAACUGCAGCCACGACUGGGGAAUCCACGUGAGGUACAAGACGUUUGAGAUUCCAGUCAUAAAAAUCGCAAGCUUUGUUGUGGAAGAUAUUACAAGUGGAGUUCAGGUCCGGUACACCAAGUGGAAGGAAUUCCCUUUUCAAAGAAUACAGUUCGACCCUGCAGAAAUGUCCAAUUGACCCUGGGCUCCUCAGUCUUGCACUGCAGGGAGUGAGGAGCUGGGUGUGGGAGCAGUGAGCUGGUCCUUCCUUUCACAGGCUGGCACUAUGCUGAAUGCCAGGUGACCUGGCCUGUUUGCUCUAAGCGCUUUCUGUCCACACGAAGCGCACACACAUCCACUGCAGCGCUGUACACUCUGUCCACCAAUAACUCAUAGCACCUGG
Molecule: messenger RNA, 3042 nt
Organism: Acomys russatus (golden spiny mouse)
Lineage: Eukaryota; Metazoa; Chordata; Mammalia; Rodentia; Muridae
Gene: Rigi
Product: RNA sensor RIG-I
Exons: 18
Coding region: 58-2838 (926 amino acids)
Cellular component (GO): cytoplasm
Molecular function (GO): ATP binding; double-stranded RNA binding; zinc ion binding
Source: RefSeq, a predicted model, not a curated record